AAUUGGAAACAGGGAAGGAGACAGGUCAAGUGAAUCCAGAUAACAUGAUUUUAAAUUCCAACACUGAAACAAAUGCCAACAUUUUGCAGCCUUGCGACAAGAAAAUCUUUACAGAAGUUAAAAACGUGCAAGAAGAAUUUAUUCCACGAACACAAGUGGAAAAGAGGAAAACAAGUCCAUAUUUUUCAAGUAAAUACUGCAAAGAAGCUCCAAGCCCACCUAGAAGGAAGGCCCGCAGAAAAUGGACUCCUCCACGUUCUCCUUUUAACUUGGUCCAAGAAACUCUUUUCCACGAUCCAUGGAAACUCCUCAUUGCAACCAUAUUUCUCAAUAAGACUUCAGGUAAGAUGGCAAUUCCUGUGCUCUGGGAGUUCCUCAAGAAAUAUCCUUCUCCUGAAAUAACAAGAACUGCAGACUGGAAAGAAAUGUCAGAGCUGCUCAAACCUCUCGGCCUCUACGAACUCAGAGCGAAAACUAUAAUCAAGUUCUCAGAUGAGUAUCUGACCAAGCAGUGGAGGUACCCCAUUGAACUGCAUGGGAUUGGAAAAUACGGAAAUGAUUCUUACAGAAUCUUCUGUGUCAAUGAAUGGAAAGAGGUGCAGCCACAGGAUCACAAGCUAAACAUAUAUCAUGCAUGGCUCUGGGAAAAUCGUGAGAAACUAAGUAUAGGUUGACAACAAACAAUACA
Messenger RNA from Tinamus guttatus (white-throated tinamou), 688 nucleotides. The record is from RefSeq and is a predicted model, not a curated record. Lineage: Eukaryota; Metazoa; Chordata; Aves; Tinamiformes; Tinamidae.